This is a messenger RNA of Pygocentrus nattereri (red-bellied piranha), 2630 nucleotides long. RefSeq names its product SIX homeobox 4b (gene six4b). NCBI's taxonomy places the organism in Eukaryota, Metazoa, Chordata, Actinopteri, Characiformes, Serrasalmidae. The transcript has 3 exons. The coding region runs from base 190 to 1989 and encodes 599 amino acids. Gene Ontology annotation, biological process: regulation of transcription by RNA polymerase II. The record is from RefSeq and is a predicted model, not a curated record. Gene Ontology annotation, cellular component: nucleus; transcription regulator complex. Gene Ontology annotation, molecular function: DNA-binding transcription factor activity, RNA polymerase II-specific; RNA polymerase II cis-regulatory region sequence-specific DNA binding.
GCGCCGGACGGGGAGAAGCGAGCGCUCGGGCCAGUGCGCGCGACGCGGCCGGAAUGAUGAACCCGAUCGCGCUCGGAAUGGCGGGGUGAAACCUGAUCGCGAGACCCCGGAGGAGUGACCGAUCGACCUACCUACCUACCGGCGCGCGCGCCCUUAAAGAGAAAGGAGGGGAAAAAAGGAAAAGAAGAAAUGGCUUCUUCCUCCUCCGCCGAACUCAUUAGCGCCGAGGAGAUCAAGAGGGAGAGCCCAAGGACGAUGCUGGACGAGCUCGCGCCGCUCCCGCCGAGCGUGGAGGAGAGCGCGCCCUCGUCCUGUGUGGCCUCGCCGCUCGCCUUCUCCCCCGAGCAGGUGGCGUGCGUGUGCGAAGCGCUGCUGCAGGGCGGCGACGUGGAGCGGCUCGCGCGCUUCCUCUGGUCUCUGCCGCAGAGCGAGCUGCUGCGCGGCAACGAGAGCAUCCUGAAGGCGCAGGCCAUCGUCGCCUUCCACCAGGCGCGCUACCAGGAGCUCUACUGCAUCCUGGAGAGCCACAGCUUCAGCCCGGCCAACCACUCCUCGCUGCAGGACAUGUGGUACAAAGCGCGCUACAGCGAGGCGGAGAAGGCGCGCGGCAGGCCGCUGGGCGCCGUGGACAAGUACCGCCUGCGCAGAAAGUACCCGCUGCCCAGGACCAUCUGGGACGGCGAGGAGACCGUGUAUUGCUUCAAGGAGAAGUCGCGCAACGCGCUCAAGGACAUGUACAAGAGGAACCGCUACCCGUCGCCGGCCGAGAAGAGGAACCUGGCCAAAAUCACGGGGCUGUCGCUGACCCAGGUCAGCAACUGGUUCAAAAACAGGAGGCAGAGGGACCGGAACCCCUCCGAGGCGCAGUCGAAAAGUGAAUCAGAUGGAAAUCACAGCACAGAGGAUGAGUCGAGUAAGGCUCAGGAGGACCUGUCUCCUCGUCCCCUCUCCAGCGGCUCCACGGGUUCAACCACCCAUGGGUCUAGCCCUGCAGUAGUUUACUCUGAUGGUACCACCACUGUCAUCCAGCAAAUAGGAGAUGUCAAAAUGUCUCCGCUUUCGGCAGGAAUGGGCUUCAACGGUGACAUGGCAAGCGUCAACUCUCACUAUCUCAAUGGUGGAGCCUAUGUUCAGUCGCAUGGCAACAACAGCGUCCUGAAUGGACUUGGAGCCACAGGUGGCCACUUCUUGACCUUUGAUCACCAGAGGGUCUCUCAUGCCCAGGAAAGGCUAUUGGGUGGCUCCUAUGCCUCUUAUUCAAUGGAGGCCCCAGAAACCACAGUUGGAAAACUAGGGGGCAUGCAAACUCUGGUUUCCCAUUCAGAAGAUGGGGCACCACCUUCAGUAGUCACCUUCGCCACAACCCCUUCUUCAUCCUCUGCUACCUCUGGAUCACCUCAUCUUAGCAGCUAUAGUAUGGUCAACCUCUCUGGGGUUGAGAACAACCUGGGUCUUCCUCCUUUAUUGUUACCCCCAUCAUCUACAGCACCCUCUCAUGGCUCUACUCCUCUGGAUGGUGUGGUCAGCGACUCCUCCCAGCAUUCGGGCCAGCCCCUGCUCUACACGCUUAACCAGGUAGUCAAGCAAGAGCCGCUGGACAUUGGUGUGGGCUACACGUAUCCCUCUGGCAUGCCCUUAGAUCAAACUGGUAACCUGGGCUACACUGCCUCUCUCUUUCUGUCCUCCAACCUCGGACCCUCACCCGACAACAGCAGCCCUCUUGCGCCUGCAGUCACGGCUGCCGUCACCUCCGUCCUGUCCAGCACAGAGGGUCACACCACUCUGACACAUGCUACCCGUGGACUCCAGGAGGGUGGAAGCACUCUGUCCUCAGACUACACGACUCAAGAUACUCAACUGCCCCUGUCCAACAACCUGGAAGUUCCUGUAGGGCAUGGAGAGGGGCCAGUGUGCGGGGAUAUGGACAUGGAGGGCAAAGAGCUGGCCAAGCUGCAGACUGUGCAGAUGGAUGCAGACAGUGACCUCUGACCCAUGUGAUCUCAUCACUGGAAGAGCUGUGUUUCAUGAGUGUUUGGUUGGUUUUCUUGCACCCCACUGUGGCCUAUUUAGGAGGUCUCCUAUGCACAUGGCAGUCUCAAACUCAAAUACCUUGCUAUUUCUUGGACAAGAUGUGUACAAAUGAGUGAACAAAAUGAGCAGUGCCUUUUUCGACCCCCAAAAAUGUAGCCCACUUGCACUCAGAAUGGCUGCAGAAUGUACUUGUUGAUGCACUGACCUUAUGAAGAUUAUGUCUCAGCACUGUCAUUUCUCUCUUACAGUAAGGGAGACAUUAGUCAGGACAGAGAGAGAGAUGGAGAGAGAGAGAGCGAGAAAGUGAGAGUGCGAAGGAAUGAGAGACUUGCAGAAAAACACAGCAAAAAUGACAGAUGUGUUUGACGAGUCUAGCAAACAUCUCUGCACAAUCAUUGCAGCUUUAUAACAAUUCUUUUAUUUUCCUCUUCAAUAUUUUAUCAAAGCACAGAUGUUUAAUUUUUUCUGUUGUCGUUUGGUCUUUUGUAUUUAAUUUUUUUUGAGCGUGAAAUAGUAAUGUGAACAAUAUUUUGUUAUGUUUUGCUUUUUAAAUUUCAGUUCAGCAAUGACUUUUCGAUUUAAAAAAAACAUUUUGACAA